Molecule: messenger RNA, 1897 nt
Organism: Amphibalanus amphitrite
Lineage: Eukaryota; Metazoa; Arthropoda; Thecostraca; Balanomorpha; Balanidae
Product: cystathionine gamma-lyase-like
Exons: 8
Coding region: 10-1359 (449 amino acids)
Biological process (GO): transsulfuration
Cellular component (GO): cytoplasm
Molecular function (GO): cystathionine gamma-lyase activity; pyridoxal phosphate binding
Source: RefSeq, a predicted model, not a curated record
UGACGUCACAUGACGUCACACGCUGGCGGCCGUGCCCCCGUCGGCGUGGCCGGUCUAUAUAGUUGGCAGCCGACCAGCCGGUCGUUCUCAGUCGUACCGACAGCGGCGCCGCGUGGGACGAGAACGCGAGAGGCACCUCAUUCCAGGUCACACACACCCCACUCACACGCAGCCACCAUGGAGGGUUUCCUGCCGCUGGACACGACGUUCGCCACGCGCGCCUGUCACAUGGGCCAGGAGCCGGAGCAGUGGACUUCGAUGGCCGUGGUGCCGCCCAUCUCCAUGGCCACCACGUUCAAACAGGACGCGCCCGCCGAGCACCGGGGUUUCGAGUACUCUCGCAGCGGCAACCCGACCCGUGAUGCCAUGGAAAAGUGCUUCGCCUCCCUGGAAAAGGCCAAAUACGGCAUGGCGUUCGCGUCCGGUCUGGCCGCUACCACGACCAUCGUCCACAUGCUGAGCAGCGGAGACCACAUCGUCUCAAUGGACGAUCUGUAUGGCGGCACGAACCGCUACCUGAGCAAGGUGGCGUGCCGGAUGGGCGUGCAGGCGACCUUUGUGGACGCCUCCGACCCGCAGAAGGUGGCCGACGCCAUCACCGACAAGACAAGGCUGGUGUGGGUCGAGUCACCGACCAACCCGACCAUGAAGCUGGUGGACAUCGCAGCCAUGGCCGCUGUGGUGAAGAAGCACCCCAACGUGCGACUGGUGGUCGACAACACGUUCAUGUCCUCCUACUGCCAGCAACCGCUGACGCUGGGCGCCGACAUUGUGAUGCACUCGGCCACCAAGUACAUGAACGGCCACACAGACGUGGUGAUGGGACUGGUGGCCACCAACCGGGAGGACGUGCACGAACAGCUGCGCUUCCUGCAGAACGCGAUCGGCCCGGUGCCGUCUCCGUUCGACUGUUUCCUGGUGAACCGCUCGCUGAAGACGCUCGCGCUGCGUAUGCGCCAGCACGGCGCCUCAUCCGUGGCCGUGGCCAAGUUCCUCGAGUCCCACCCUGCCGUCGAGAAGGUGCUGCACCCGGGCCUGCCGUCGCACCCGCAGCACGAGCUGGCGCGCCGCCAGACCAUGGGCUGCUCGGGCAUGUUCAGCUUCUACAUCAAGGGCGGCCUGACCGAGAGCCGGGCCUUCUUCAAGAACAUCAAGAUCAUCACGCUGGCGGAGAGCCUGGGCGGGUAUGAGUCGCUGGCGGAGCUGCCCUGCGUGAUGACCCACGCCUCAGUGGACGCGGCCGACCGCGAGCGUCUGGGCAUCACGGACUCUCUGAUCCGGGUCAGCGUCGGCCUGGAGGACGCACAGGACCUGAUGAACGACCUCGACCAGGCGCUCAGAGCCGCCGUAUCGGUCUGAACGGCGCAGCUGUGGCCGGCCCUCUCUGGCGCCCCUCAGGCUCCCCAGGGCGCCCCUCUGCCGGUCGUGGGCCGACCCGACCGGCUCCCCUCAGGCUCAGGCACGGGCCUUCACGGCACCCGUGGUGGUCCUUUCUUCACCUAUGGCUACUGCGUAGUCGGCGUGCCAUCCAAAAGGCGUCCAUCACCGCACGUAUUGUACGGAACCUGCGACGGGAGUGUGGGGUGUGUGGGUGCACCGGUGCCAUUUCGAGUCGUGUGUUUUCGUAUCUCUGUUUCUACGGGGCAUUUAGAACACGACGGCGUGUGAUCUGAGUGUGAUGGUGGAUGCCGCGUUUCCUUUUUCGACAAUAUUUUAUGAGAUGUGUCUAGUCAUCGAAAAUGAUUUAUUAUACGUAUCUCAAAACGAGCCAGUUCAAAUGUAUUGUUCUUGUUGAUUUGGGUCGUUACUCGUUGCUUUUGCACUCGUUGAUUUAAAUUGUUUAUCAGGAUUUACUGUGUGGAUAUUUUGCGACAUGGAAAUGCAGCCGUUCACCUUG